Molecule: messenger RNA, 16255 nt
Organism: Talpa occidentalis (Iberian mole)
Lineage: Eukaryota; Metazoa; Chordata; Mammalia; Eulipotyphla; Talpidae
Gene: PLXNA4
Product: plexin A4
Exons: 33
Coding region: 3774-9461 (1895 amino acids)
Biological process (GO): regulation of cell migration; regulation of cell shape; positive regulation of axonogenesis
Cellular component (GO): semaphorin receptor complex
Molecular function (GO): protein binding; semaphorin receptor activity
Source: RefSeq, a predicted model, not a curated record
GCACACACACACACACACGCACACUCUCACACACACGCACACGCACACACUCGCACACACGCACACACGCAUCCGAAUACACACAGGCACACGCCGCGCACACGCACCUGCCCACGUCCUACCUGGACACCCGCGUCGGUGCCGCGCGGUCGCCGCAGGUAGACCCCUCGCGUUCUUUCUCUGACGCUACCCGACUCGGACUUGUGUUACCCAGGACUUUCAGGGUGCAUUUUGUGGGUUGCUGCCUCUUCCUCCGAGCGGGGUAGGCUAAGGGAGCGGUUUUUCCAGGACGCAGCUCCUAACAUCCCCUGUCUGGGCUUUCCAAGGGGAGAAGUCAGGCGAGAUCUGGGAGGCCCGCCCAGGCGCCUCUCUGCUCCGUGGCUUUUGGACACCCCGAUAUUUUAAUGGGAGACGGAUCGACCCACCGAUAUCCACGCAGAUUUGGAGAGCUCCGUGGCCCAGCGCGCGGAGAAGAGGCCACAUAGGCGACUGGGGGUGCAGUUCUGUAGGGCGGUGCAUGUGGAACAGACACCGCGUUUCCCCAGUAAGAGGCAGCACCACCGCCUUGGUGAAGCGUGGCACUCACUGCUUUCCGGGGAAUGCGCCGGGGUUGCAGGCAGGAAGGGGCUUAAGCAUCACAGAGGGGGGCUCGUCCAGGACCUGGUCACAUCUCCAGCCUCUGGGCAACAGUGAGGUGACUGUGCUUAAGGACACAGGACUUGGGUCUCCCCUGCAGCCCCUAGUCUCCCUGCAGUGUGCCAGGAAAAGCCCCGACUGCUUUCCCUGUGCCUCCGGCUAAUACCUGUCAUACACCUUUCUAGGUGUGAGUCUGAGAAAAAGAAUCAGAAGGGAAUCCAAGAGGGUGCAGUGCAGGGGAGGGAGGAAGCCCCCCUCACUCAUGACUACUCAGACAGUGUCCACCCUAUAGGAGGCCAGGUGGUCCAGUCUGCCAGUGAGCCCCAGAGCCAGGCUGCUCUUGCCAGUGUAGAAUUGCUCUCUGGAAACCUGUACUUGAAGGUUCUCUCCUUUCUUCCCUACCUGGAGUUUCUCAGGCUGCCCAUUUUCAAACUGUUUCUGGAAGAGGUAGGAGGUGGUUGGCUUCCUCCAAGGCUCUUUUACCAUUCCCGUUUGGGGGUCAAAGAGCAACUGUUCCAGGGCUCAGCCAUUGUAGGGACAAGAAUGAGAGAUCCAAAUAAAAUAUUAUUUUGGAGUCGAACAAAAAUGUAGCAGGUCGUGUUUCUCUAGCCGUCCCUGGUUGAGGUCGCUUGCGGGCAAGCUGGCGAGAAAUGGAAUAAGCUGUACUGGCGGCAUAGAGUCAUGUGUUAGCAGUGCCCUACAAACUCGCCAGCGGGAAACAUAUGUUGGGAGGCUUCCAGAACGUUAGGGGUAAGGAGUCGUCCUUCUUUUGAGCAAGGGGAAUUCAGUGCUGGGCACAGGAUUUGGUGGGGUCUGUGAAUCUUGAAGAUGGAUGCUGAAAUAAAGGGCUCUCUCUGCACCCCCAUCUCUGCUAUUUUCAAACUUUUUCUUGCUCCUGCCAAGGUCUCUGGCUAGGCUGGGCAGGAGAGGAGCUGAGGCCCCGGGAGGGAGAUUAUAUUCCUGCUGUGUGCUGUGUGAGCUGCCCUUUGAUUGAUUGAAAAGGAUAGCUGGAAUAAGGCAGGGUUCUCACAAUGGGGAGAACCUAGUAGGGGAAGACACAGUAUUUUCUUUUUAAGAAUGGCGGGUGUGUGCACACCUACACUCGCCCAGAGAGACACUCGCACACUCAGAGCCUGGCAAUGGUCGUGCUGAGCUUGUCCAACCGUGUGUGAUAACGGGACCCACCUCUGUCCUCAGGGCUGUGGGAGAGCUGGGGCAUUUCCACAUGCAUGCCCCCUGAGCGCGUGGAUAGGGAGGCCCCGCGUCCGUACGGCACAUGGUUUGCAACAGAAAUAGUGAACUCUAGCAACUGGGUGGUUCCCAGGUAAACAUUGCCUCAGGGGACCCAAAGGAGCUAAAGCAUGGGGUGCGGAGUCCCCAGCAGAGGUCUUCUCUUUCCCCUUUGCUUUUUCCAGUAUUUGCAGCCUCAGGACGCAUCUUUUAUAUGCAAAGCCAGCCAUCCCCAUGCCGGUUAGAGAUGAAACAUUUUUGAGCCUGGGUUCAAAAAAUCCCCACACUUCCUGCACUUAGCAUUAGGUACCAGUUCGGUUUCUAGGACAAAGCAGGCAUUAAUUAACAUCCGUGUAGAGCUGAGCGUGCACCAUCUCAGUUUUUCCUGCCCUCUUGCCCAGCCCUGGAGCUUGUCAUUUUGUCACUCUACCUCUCUGCCACUCUCAGUGGCGUUCCUUGAAGUUAUCUGGGGUCUGCCUCCCUGGGAGCCCCCCAGCAGAAAUACUUCUCGGCGCACCUUUGCUCCAGGAGGCUGUCCUCCAGCGCCUCUCCUGCGGGAGGCAGGUGUGGGCGGCUCCAGCUGUUUCUUCUUGCCGGGCCCCAUGCUCACUCUCAGGUUGGCCUCUGGCCCCCCAGGACUUCGUCCUGGAAUCCCACCAAUGCUCUGCAAACAAUUCCAGGGGAAUCUGAGGCAGCCCGCUGCUUUCCUUUCUCCUUCCCUGCCCCUGUCCUUUGCCUGCUGCCGCGGCUGGUCUGCAGACAGGGCAAUCUACAUGGCAGAGUCUGCCUAUGCUUGGCCUCCUGAUCUUCUUAAUCACCAUGAGGGCUGCUGGGAAUUAAGUGGGGGCUUUCGAGGGAAGCAGCCGCCUGAAGUGGGGAGAGAGCUAAGGGGGCGGGGUGAUUCACUGCGCUUAGCUCCUAGUUAUUACCAGACUUUGAUGCAAAGAAAUCGCAGCGAAUCACUCUCCUGCUAGCCAGCUAGGGGGCAUUUCUUAGCCUGCUCCUCGCCAGAGAAGGCACUGCACAGACAAUGCCUCACAGAAGACCUGUUGGCGAGGCUCUAGGGCCGGCUGUGGGAGGAAGCGGUAGUGAUUAGUCUGUGCAACAGAUGUGCCAUUUUUUGGGUUCUUUUCUGCUCUUUAUUUGUGUCCACUGCUACCCAACGUGAAACUGAUUUGGACCCUGGGGGCUGGUUGAGCAGAGCUCAUUUCCCUCCCCUGACACCCCUAUUCUCCAACCCCAACCUCCUUUGCUUUUCUUCUCCACCCACCCCCCCUCCUUGCUAAUCCACCUCUCGGCUUUGUGUGCAUAUCCGCCAGCCCGUUCUCCCUCAAAUUUGUGGCACUCUGAGAAAUCAAUAUAACAUGAAUUUAACGACAGCUGGAUGAUUAAGUGUUAUUUAUAUUUAAGAGCGGCAUUUUAAAAAGACGAGGCGCUAAUAAAUCAAAGGGCUGUUGGGAGAUGCACAUGAUUAGGGUAAUUGCCCUACAGGCUCUAUUGAGCAAUGCUCCGGCCAGGCAGAGCCCCGCGGACACGCACCGCCUCUUUAGAAACUGUGAGCCCCGCCGCUCCCUUACGACUCCCACCUGCUCCCCUCCGUCUGGAUUCCUUGCUCUCUGCUCCUCCCCUCCUGGCUGGUCUGGCUGGAAGGCUGGCUUGUGGCAGGAAGUGGAGUCAGCAGGGAGACUGAAGGGGGCUCUGCUGCUAAGUGGUAAGAGAUGGGUCUUAAAAGCCGAGGCUGGCAGGGGAUCCUAAUUCCCAGAGUGGAGACCUUGUUCCAGAAGGAGGGGGCUUGAAAGAAAAGCAUCCGAAGCCUGAAGUUCCGAGGAGCCUCUACUCCCGGGCCCUGGCCCUCCGUGGAGGCCGCUGUGCCCAGAGCUACUGAGCCGCGAGGACCCACCUUUGAGAUGAAAGCCAUGCCUUGGAACUGGACUUGCCUGCUCUCCCAUCUCCUGAUGGUGGGGAUGGGCUCCUCCACUCUGCUGCCCCGGCAGCCACCCCCGCCGCCCCAGAAGCGUUCUUUUGUCACGUUCCGCGGGGAGCCAACGGAGGGUUUCAACCACCUGGUGGUGGAUGAGAGGACAGGGCACAUUUACUUGGGGGCUGUCAACCGGAUCUACAAGCUCUCCAGCGACCUGAAGGUCUUGGUGACCCACCAGACGGGGCCGGACGAGGACAACCCCAAGUGUUACCCGCCCCGCAUCGUCCAGACGUGCAACGAGCCCCUGACCACCACCAACAACGUCAACAAGAUGCUCCUGAUCGACUACAAGGAGAACAGGCUGAUCGCCUGUGGAAGUCUUUACCAAGGCAUCUGCAAGCUCCUGAGGCUGGAGGACCUUUUCAAGCUGGGGGAGCCUUUCCACAAGAAGGAACACUACCUCUCGGGCGUCAACGAGAGCGGCUCUGUUUUUGGAGUGAUCGUGUCCUACAGCAACCUGGAUGACAAGCUCUUCAUCGCCACCGCCGUGGAUGGGAAGCCGGAGUAUUUCCCUACCAUCUCCAGCAGGAAGCUGACGAAGAACUCUGAGGCGGACGGCAUGUUCGCCUACGUCUUCCACGAUGAGUUUGUGGCCUCCAUGAUUAAGAUCCCUUCGGACACCUUCACCGUCAUCCCCGACUUCGAUAUCUACUACGUCUAUGGCUUCAGCAGUGGCAACUUUGUCUACUUUUUGACGCUUCAGCCUGAAAUGGUGUCUCCUCCCGGCUCCACCACCAAGGAACAGGUGUAUACCUCCAAGCUGGUCAGGCUCUGCAAGGAGGACACUGCCUUCAACUCCUACGUGGAGGUGCCCAUCGGCUGUGAGCGCAGUGGGGUGGAGUAUCGCUUGCUGCAGGCUGCCUACCUGUCCAAAGCUGGGGCUGUGCUCGCCCGCACCCUCGGGGUCCGCCCAGAGGACGACCUCCUCUUCACUGUCUUCUCCAAAGGCCAGAAGCGGAAAAUGAAAUCUCUGGAUGAGUCGGCCCUGUGCAUCUUCAUCUUGAAGCAGAUCAAUGACCGCAUUAAGGAGCGGCUGCAGUCCUGCUACAAGGGUGAGGGCACGCUGGACCUGGCCUGGCUCAAGGUGAAGGACAUUCCCUGCAGCAGCGCGCUCCUGACCAUUGACGAUAACUUCUGUGGCCUGGAUAUGAACGCACCCCUGGGUGUGUCCGAGAUGGUGCGUGGUAUUCCCGUCUUCACGGAGGACAGGGACCGCAUGACCUCGGUCAUCGCAUACGUCUACAAGAACCACUCUCUGGCCUUCGUGGGCACCAAAAGUGGCAAGCUGAAGAAGAUCCGGGUGGAUGGCCCCAGGGGCAAUGCUCUCCAGUAUGAGACUGUGCAGGUGGUGGAGCCUGGCCCCAUCCUCCGGGACAUGGCUUUCUCCAAGGACCACGAGCAGCUCUACAUCAUGUCAGAAAGGCAGCUCACCCGAGUCCCUGUGGAGUCCUGUGGGCAAUACCGGAGCUGCAGCGAGUGCCUUGGCUCGGGGGACCCCCACUGUGGCUGGUGUGUGCUUCAUAACACGUGCACCAGGAAGGAGCGUUGCGAGCGGUCCAGGGAGCCCCGCAGGUUCGCCUCGGAGAUGAAGCAGUGCGUCCGGCUGACGGUCCAUCCCAGCAACAUCUCCGUGUCUCAGUACAGUGUGUUGCUGGUCCUGGAGACCUACAAUGUCCCAGAGCUGUCAGCUGGCGUCAACUGCACCUUUGAAGACCUGUCAGAGAUGGAUGGGCUGGUGGUAGGCAAUCAGAUCCAGUGCUACUCCCCAGCAGCCAAGGAGGUGCCCCGGAUAAUCACGGAGAAUGGGGACCACCACGUUGUCCAGCUGCAGCUCAAGUCCAAGGAGACAGGCAUGACCUUUGCCAGCACCAGCUUUGUCUUCUAUAACUGCAGCGUCCACAAUUCGUGCCUGUCUUGUGUGGAGAGUCCAUACCGCUGCCACUGGUGUAAAUACCGGCAUGUCUGCACCCAUGACCCCAAGACCUGCUCCUUCCAGGAAGGCCGGGUGAAGAUGCCUGAGGACUGCCCCCAGCUGCUGCGAGUGGAAAAGAUCCUGGUGCCUGUGGAGGUGAUCAAGCCCAUCACUCUGAAGGCCAAGAACCUGCCACAGCCGCAGUCUGGGCAGCGUGGAUACGAGUGUGUUCUCAGCAUCCAGGGCAGCGAGCAGCGGGUGCCCGCCCUGCGCUUCAACAGCUCCAGCGUGCAGUGCCAGAACACCUCUUAUUCCUAUGAAGGGAUGGAGAUCAACAACCUGCCUGUGGACUUGACAGUGGUCUGGAAUGGGCACUUCAACAUCGACAACCCAGCUCAGAACAAAGUUCACCUCUAUAAGUGUGGAGCCAUGCGCGAGAGCUGCGGGCUGUGCCUCAAGGCAGACCCGGCCUUUGAGUGCGGUUGGUGCCAGGGUCUGGGCCAGUGUACCCUGCGGCAGCACUGCCCGCUGCAGGAGAGCCAGUGGCUGGAGCUGUCGGGCGCCAACAGCAAGUGCACAAACCCCCGCAUCACAGAGAUAAUACCAGUGACAGGGCCCCGGGAAGGGGGCACCAAGGUCACCAUCCGCGGGGAGAACCUGGGCCUGGAAUUCCGGGACAUCGCCUCCCACGUCAAGGUGGCCGGCGUGGAGUGCAGCCCUUUGGUGGACGGCUAUGUGCCUGCGGAACAGAUUGUGUGUGAGAUGGGGGAAGCCAAGCCCAGCCAGCACGCCGGCUUCGUGGAGAUCUGCGUGGCGGUGUGUCGGCCAGAGUUCAUGGCCCGGUCCUCGCAGCUCUACUACUUUAUGACGCUGACCCUCUCCGACCUGAAGCCCAGUCGGGGGCCCAUGUCGGGAGGCACCCAAGUGACCAUCACAGGCACCAACCUGAAUGCGGGCAGCAACGUGGUGGUGAUGUUCGGGAAGCAGCCCUGCCUCUUCCACAGGCGAUCGCCAUCCUACAUUGUCUGCAACACCACGUCCUCAGAUGAGGUGCUGGAGAUGCAGGUGACAGUGCAGGUGGACAGGGCCAGGAUCCACCAUCAGGACCUGUCCUUCCAGUACCUGGAGGACCCCACCAUCGUGCGCAUUGAGCCAGAGUGGAGCAUCGUCAGUGGAAACACACCCAUCGCCGUGUGGGGAACAAACCUGGACCUCAUACAGAACCCUCAGAUCCGUGCCAAGCAUGGAGGGAAGGAGCACAUCAAUCUCUGUGAGGUUCUGAACGAGACCGAGAUGACCUGCCAGGCUCCAGCCCUUGCUCUGGGGCCCGACUCCCAGUCCGACCUGACAGAGAGGCCUGAGGAGUUUGGCUUCAUUCUGGACAAUGUCCAGUCCCUGCUCAUCCUCAACAAGACCAACUUCACCUACUACCCCAACCCGGUGUUUGAGGCCUUUGGUCCCUCAGGAAUCUUGGAGCUGAAGCCCGGCACACCCAUCAUCCUCAAGGGCAAGAAUCUGAUCCCACCCGUGGCUGGGGGCAACGUGAAGCUGAACUACACGGUGCUGGUCGGGGAGAAGCCAUGCACCGUGACUGUAUCAGAUGUGCAGCUGCUUUGCGAGUCCCCCAAUCUCAUCGGCAGGCACAAAGUGAUGGCCCGUGUCGGUGGCAUGGAGUACUCCCCAGGGAUGGUGUACAUCGCCCCGGACAGCCCGCUCAGCCUGCCGGCCAUCGUCAGCAUCGCCGUGGCCGGCGGCCUCCUCAUCAUCUUCAUCGUGGCGGUGCUCAUCGCCUACAAGCGCAAGUCCCGGGAGAGCGACCUCACGCUGAAGCGGCUGCAGAUGCAGAUGGACAACCUGGAGUCCCGCGUGGCCCUGGAGUGCAAGGAAGCCUUUGCCGAGCUGCAGACAGACAUCCAUGAGCUGACCAGUGACCUGGACGGAGCUGGGAUUCCCUUCCUGGACUACAGAACCUACACCAUGCGGGUGCUGUUCCCGGGAAUUGAAGACCACCCUGUCCUCCGGGAUCUUGAGGUGCCAGGCUACCGGCAGGAGCGUGUGGAGAAAGGGCUGAAGCUCUUUGCCCAGCUCAUCAACAACAAGGUGUUCCUGCUGUCCUUCAUCCGCACGCUGGAGUCCCAGCGCAGCUUCUCCAUGCGGGACCGCGGCAACGUGGCCUCGCUCAUCAUGACGGUGCUGCAGAGCAAGCUGGAGUACGCCACCGACGUGCUCAAGCAGCUGCUGGCUGACCUCAUCGACAAGAACCUGGAGAGCAAGAACCACCCCAAGCUGCUGCUUAGAAGGACGGAAUCAGUGGCUGAGAAGAUGUUGACCAAUUGGUUCACUUUCCUGCUCUACAAGUUCCUCAAGGAGUGUGCUGGGGAGCCCCUCUUCUCCCUGUUCUGUGCCAUCAAGCAACAGAUGGAGAAGGGGCCCAUUGACGCCAUCACAGGGGAGGCUCGCUACUCCCUGAGCGAGGACAAGCUCAUCCGCCAGCAGAUCGACUACAAGACCCUGGUCCUGAGCUGUGUCAACCCAGACAAUGCCAACAGCCCGGAGGUCCCAGUGAAGAUUCUCAACUGCGACACCAUCACGCAGGUCAAGGAGAAGAUUCUGGAUGCCAUCUUCAAGAAUGUGCCCUGUUCCCACCGGCCCAAGGCUGCAGAUAUGGACCUGGAGUGGCGACAAGGCAGCGGGGCGAGGAUGAUCCUGCAGGACGAAGACAUCACCACCAAGAUCGAGAAUGACUGGAAGAGACUGAACACGCUGGCCCAUUACCAGGUGCCGGAUGGUUCCGUGGUGGCUUUAGUGUCCAAGCAGGUGACAGCUUACAAUGCAGUGAACAACUCCACUGUCUCCAGGACCUCAGCGAGUAAAUAUGAGAACAUGAUCCGGUACACGGGCAGCCCCGACAGCCUCCGCUCACGCACGCCCAUGAUCACCCCCGACCUGGAGAGCGGAGUCAAGAUGUGGCACCUGGUGAAGAACCACGAGCACGGGGACCAGAAGGAGGGGGACCGGGGGAGCAAGAUGGUGUCUGAAAUCUACCUGACACGACUCCUGGCCACUAAGGGCACGCUGCAGAAGUUCGUGGAUGACCUGUUUGAGACCAUCUUCAGCACGGCGCACCGCGGCUCGGCCCUGCCGCUGGCCAUCAAGUACAUGUUCGACUUCCUGGACGAGCAGGCCGACAAGCACGGCAUCCACGACCCCCACGUGCGCCACACCUGGAAGAGCAACUGUUUGCCUACCCUAAGGUUUUGGGUCAACAUGAUCAAGAAUCCCCAGUUCGUGUUUGAUAUCCACAAGAACAGCAUCACGGACGCCUGCCUGUCAGUGGUGGCUCAGACCUUCAUGGACUCCUGCUCCACGUCGGAGCACCGACUGGGCAAGGAUUCACCCUCCAACAAGCUGCUGUAUGCCAAGGACAUCCCCAGCUACAAGAACUGGGUGGAGAGGUAUUACUCAGACAUCGGGAAGAUGCCGGCCAUCAGCGACCAGGACAUGAACGCCUACCUGGCCGAGCAGUCCCGGAUGCACAUGAACGAGUUCAACACCAUGAGUGCUCUCUCGGAGAUCUUCUCCUACGUCGGCAAGUACAGCGAGGAGAUCCUUGGACCUCUGGACCAUGAUGACCAGUGCGGGAAGCAGAAACUGGCCUACAAACUAGAACAAGUCAUAACCCUCAUGAGCUUAGACAGCUGAGACCCGUCCUUCCAGGGCCACCCUGGAGGGAGGGACACACCAAGCCGUGCCUCAGUCUAGAUUAUCAUCUUUACCAAGUGCAAGUUCCGACUGGCGUCAGCAGCACCCCCUGAGCAGCGCUGUCUCUCUUUCUUUCUCUCUCUGCCUCUUUCUGUCUCUCCCUCCUGCCUGGAUACCUUCUCUUUCAGUUGCUCAGCCAACAUGAUUGAACCAAGCCACCGACCCUCAGUUCAUCCAGGAUGGGCCCAUGGCGGGCACCUGGCCCUAAGGUACCCAACAGGGGGCUCGCUUUCCCAGCCGAUCCUUUGCGUCAGCAGCAGGGCCCGACCAGGGACAAGGAGCCUUGGACAGAGGACAUUGCUGUGCUGCUGCUUCACCUGCCACUUCUUGAGAGCACCCCAUUUGUCUGAUCCUUGGUCUGGGGAAGAAGCAUUGAGCUCAGUAUUCUCUUCAGUGGGAAGACAUCACCUGGCUCUCUUUUCCCACAUUCCCAUCUCCAGGAGUUCAGUCAGUGGUCUGCUCUCUUUGCAACUACGAGAAGAAAGGCCAACCCUGCCUGUGGCUGGAGUAGGGCAGGUGUGAGGAGUUGGAAGGAGCCCUGUGCACUCACUGCCUCUCACUUGUUGAGUUGGCUCCCAGAGGCCUCUCCCUCCUUUCAAGUCUUCUAGGAUCCUUCCUAGUGCCUCGAGGGACCUGCCUGCCUGGGCCCCUCCCCUGCCUAUGGAAAGCCAGACAGGAGAACGAAUAGCAGUUUCUUUCCACCAUGGAGACGCUCUAACCUCUUAAUCUGGCUCACGGUGGCAGAAAUGUAACAUGGAAGGGGAGCCAAGGAAAGAGAGUUGCAUCUACUCUGAAAGCAGACUUUGUGGUUUUCCAUUCACCCCCAAAUGCAGAAGAAUCACGACCGUGCUCACAGGUCUAAUCCAUUGCCAGGUUCCCGCGUGCGGUCUAGAGCACCUCCAUCCUCCUUGGCCAUCGCUCAUCCAGGGUCAAUGUAAAAUUCAGAGUGCAUCCAGGAGAUUCUACCUCCAGCCGUCUCCAUGGCUCCACCCCCACAACCCUUCCUGAGGACUCCACAGAGGUUGGGGCAGACAGCCUCGCCCUGCCCCCCUGCAGAAUCUGGUGCCAUUGCUGUGCAGAUGACUUUGUCACUGGACUGUCCAGAACCCUUUGGGAAUUACUUCAUCAACAUCUCAGCGCUAUCUUUAGUCACUCCCUUCAUCUCUCAGUGGGCAUCAUUAAGGGAUCCACAUAGCACAAGGCCCGUAGAGACUAAUGAAGAUGCCAGCCACACUCAGCUCCCAGCUCUCCACAUCUGGGAGGGACCAGAGCAUCACACUGAAGGACCUGGCUGGAAAUGGGAGAAGGGACAUACAACAGACCUGGGCCCUGGCAUCUGCCUCUCCAUCCGUCCUUCCAUCUGUGGACACACCACUUUAGCUAGUCAGGCAGAUGUGUGCUCGCUAGGUGAGGGCUAGGUGAGCUGGGGCUAUGGGGAGAGAUGGUCUAAUGCAUGGUCACGGAAGCCUGUCACUUCCAAGGGACUUUAGACACAUCCGGUCCAGUCUCCCAUAGAAGCAAGAGUCUGUCCUGGCAGUGCUGGUAUCCAGUUUUCUGCCACCCUGGGAGACAAGGCAGAGCACCGUCUAAGGUGGGGCUGAGGAUGAGGCUUCCACAGUCUGGCCCUCACUCCCCCAGACUCUGACAUCAUCCCCUGCCAUCCGCUGAAAACGAAGCCCCACGUGGGAGGGGACGGAACCGCACUGUUGCCAGCAAAGUCUAUGGAGCAUCCUGUUCUCUCCAGAACGUUGACCUCUGUGGAGGGGAACACGUAUGCGUGUCCGUGAGCUCGUAUGUGCACCUGUAUGUGUGAGCAUGUAUGUGUGUCUGCCCCGGGAGGAGGCAGAGUGCUCAGAACGAUUUCUUGUCCUAGGUAGGAGUAUUUGGGAGUGUUUCCCUUCUCUUGCUUAUCAUUCAUUCUGCAGCUUCAGGGCAUUUCAAUGCUUGCUUUCUAUGCUGAUUGCUGGGGGUUGGGGGGGUGCAAGGAGAGGUCAGCUCGCCUAGGAAACCAGGGUGGUCACUGGCCCAGGCCUGGACUUGACUGGAGGCCGAGCAGCGGUGACCCGCAGGGCAUCGCGGGGCAUCAAGGUGGACAAAGAGUGGACAGAACCCCAAGUUACCUACCCAAGGGAAAGUGGGGGAUGGCAAAGAUGCGUGUCAAGGGGGAAAAUAACCAAAAGUUUUGGCGAGUGAAGUCCAAGGAGAAGGAGCAGGAGUUUCUAACCUUGAUUGUUUUCUUCGUCCCAAGAAGCCGGGGGCCUGGCAGCCAGGAAGGACGCACGGGGAGGCAGCCGAGGAAGCACUGCCUUGUUCACGAAAAUAUUUUUGCACAUGUGAGGGUCAGGGAGGAGAGAGACACAGACAUAUUUAACACAGAUUUGCUGAAUGGAAGCUGCGUGUGUGUGUGUGAGUGAGUGUGUUUCGAUUUAUUUUUUAAGUUUUGCACAGUUAGAAAAAAAUGAACAAGCAGAAGAAAAAGACUGUCCUCCUGGGUCUGCGGAAGCGUUUAUUUUUUACCAGAUUAUUAUUAUUGUUAUUGUUCCUUUGUCGGUACAGAACAUUUUCCCCCCAUGUUUUUUUUUUUUUUUUCAGAAGAGCCCCUGCAGACACCUCAGAGAAACGUCAGGAAGGAGAGGCGGGCACGCACGGCCCUCGCCCUUGCCCCUCUGGGGAAGAUUUCAUUGUCUCGGCCGGGGUGGGGCUGCUGGUGCCUUGGCUGCCCACACCUCGGCCUUCUUGGAGGUGGCGAAAUGGAACAGGGCAGGGGGAAGCACAGCCCGUCUCGCCCGUAACUAUUCUCGUCCCUUUCGAUGUCUGUUUUCUGUUUCUUCCGUUUGGCUUCUCAGUGCACGUGUGAUAUGUUUCAGAGUAAAGAUAAGGCAGCACGGUCAAAAAUGCUGUCUAUUCCCCCCCAGAUCUUCUUUCCAAACCUUUCCUCGGGAUCCCCCAUCUGCUCCUGGCAGAUCGGACACUCUGAGAGCUGCCUGAGUGGCUCGUAGGCCAGUCCCGGCCAGAGGAGGGACGCGCGCAGCCUGGUCCUGGGGCGGGAGGCGCUGCUCUCCGUCACGGCUCACGUGCGGGGUCACCGUUUGUUUAAGGUGGGACCUUUAUCUGCAUCCUUGAAUCCUGGGCCCGGAGCACGGAGAUGUGGCCAUCCCCGCCCACCCCCUCCUCCCCUGGGACCACCAGGCCACAAAGCGGCCACGAGUCUUGUGUUCCAAAGGGCCGCUGCAUUUGGUGAGCUUCGAAUGUCAGAGGGAGGUGGCCUGAAAGGGGGUGGGGGGUGGGGAGCUUUAUGGGGUCCUGAACUUGAUAGGUAGACAGAAGCUGAGAAGAUAGCUGCAGGUUGGGCACUUCUCUCGAGGACACGAGUCUCCCCAGAGGAGGGCUUUGUCAUUCUCUGUCCCUUAUACAGAGAGCCUGGCAUUUCUUGGUACCUGCAAAUGGUGUUGUUAAGUGAAGUUGGGGCUAUUGGGUCAGUUACUUCCUCAGGAAAAUACUUCUUGCCUUCUUCCCUCAGUGAGGUUUUAAAUUUGGGGACGAGAUAACCUGAGUGUCCCACCCACCAAGGUACGUUCACACCCUAAGAGACAGACGCCUUGACCCUCCCCCAAGUGAACCUGCAGGCCACUGAGUGGGGCCCACGACCCUUGAGCAAGGCUGUGACCAGACACAGAAGUCAUUUUUAAUCAAUCCAGUGUUUGAGGUCAUCUGUGCAGGAAGCAAGAAGUGGAAAGAGCCCUUUAGGUGAGGUCUUCGGCCCCGCUCUCACCCCCUAGUUCAGGUUGAUGUGGACUCUCCGGUACCCCAGGUCCCUGUGCUCAUGUCCCCUUUGCACGUCUGGCGUCUGAGUGUCCCCUCCUUGCCCCUCUUGCCCACCUCCUGCACACAUAGCCUCUGCACCCAGGCCUUGUCCCUUGUAGGGUAUAGGAGUUGCCUGGCCCCUCUGUGGGCAGCUGGGGCCUCACGUUCUCCCAGCGCUGCCUCCCUCAGUCGUGGGGCUCCUUGUCCAGCCAGGGCCCUGUGGAUCCCCCCUCCAAGGAGCCACAGCAAUUAGUUGUCCAAAUGACCCCCAAUCCAAGAGGCAAGUCCUGCUGAUGUUUCCAGAAGCCUAAAUGGUGCUGGGCAGAGGUACCACUGUGAGGCACCACUCACUUGGACCUAAAGGGAAAGUCCUAUUUUCCAUCUGUCUCCUUUCUCAGGAAUAAAGGGACACUUCUUUUGUCUUCAGAGGCUGCAAGUCAAAGACUUAGCCAAGGGAAAGCUGAGGUUAAUUAUCAUUAAUGAGAAGCAAACGUUGCCACCUCACAGAGAGCCUAGGAGGCGGGAAAGUGCAGGAGCUGUCCUGCAGGCAGAAGGCCUGGCCCAUAGCCCUUCCUUCUUGGGCCAGGCCCCUCCCUUCCAGGAUUGGGCCACCCCAAUGGUCAUCUCAGACCAAGUCCGAAAGUUUUCUGAGAGGCAGUUCUGUGAACGAACAGUCUCCAGGUACCACAAGCCCCUGGUGCAGACUCCACACCGGGCAGACCCUACAUCCUUCCUGGCUUCCCUCUUGUUCCCAGUCCAUGGAAGGCCUCUCAGCUCCCCACUCUUGUGGUCAGCUCUCAGGACAAGGCACUGAGGCCCCUGGUCCCUCAGCUCCUCUUAUUAAAAGAAAAAGCAGAGGAUAUGUCAUUGUUCCUUUUCUGUUGGUGCAUUUAGGCAGCCCAAGAUUAAGGAAAGAGUCUGGGUGUGGAUAUGAAGUCCAAAUUACUGGGAAGAAAAGCAAAAACCCUUUAUCUGUUAUUUCCAAGGCAGUGGGGAGAGACUCAAGGCCGGGGUGAGGCCUCCCUCAUUAUUAAAAAAUGGGUCAGGACCCCCCCAGGUGUAGAGGGCCAGGGGAAGCAUCCUCGUGGCUGCUGUGUUCCUGAUGCUACCCCUGGAGCCCGAGACCCUGCCCCUCCUCUUGCCCUCCUGCCACCUCCCCACCCAUGGGUGUAGCAAAUGAGAGCUGAAGUCCCACUGCAGGUGACACUGAAGAGGCAGCUCCGAGAGACCCCAGGACUCCACAAGGCUCUUGGUGCUCUGAGGGUGGCAAAACCCCUCCCAGAAACAAUGCCAGCCCCCCCAACCCAGAAGGAAUCCACAAUAAAAGUUUCAGACAUUCAAAGAGAUCUUUUUUAAAAAAAGUCAAAUUUUUGCUCCCCAAUAAAAUGGUUUUUUCUAUUAGGUGGAGUACCCAACUUCAUAAAAUAUAUAGGAUUUUAGGAUUAUAAAAGUAAUACUCAUUAGAGUUCCAAUUAAAUUCUUUUUCCAGUUCAAUUCUUUGAGUAGACUGGUGACAACCCAAAUCAAAGCUAAGUGAAACAGAACAAAAUGCCUAAUGGAUAAAAAGACUUUCUAUUUGUAUUGGCAGAGAUAGUGAGGUGGGCCAGCGGCCAGGUACCCACCUUCGCUCUGUUCGGUCUUGGUCUCGGGGCUGCCCCUGGUGCUGCUGGGUCCUGCAAGUUCCUCUCCAGCUUCCCUGCAAAUACAGGGACACCCUGUUAGGGAUGGGUCAUGCAGGGACCCACGUACCCUCCCCCAAGAACACGCAUGCUCAUGGAAACUGACUCAGUCUAUGCAGCUCAUUUCCACCCGUUUCUAUACCUGGAGUUAGAACUUCUUUUGUUCAUAACAUUGAUUUGCAAUUCCAGCACAUUCUGGAAGGGCUCCCUUGUAAGAGCAGAACUCAAAACAGAGGAUACAGUUAAAGAGCAAAGCAAAGGACACUCAGAAACUGAGACCACAACCCAGCAGACUAGAGAACACAGUUCAGGCACCAAAUCAGAUGGGACAGGGGACCCCAUGUUUCCUCCCUCGCCCUUCCCUGAUGUUCCCGUCAGCUCGUCGGCUCGUCAAACCUUCCGUUCUUUAAAAAGAAAAGCUAGUUUACCUCAAAGAAUCUUGUUUCCAUUUGGAAACCAACGACUUUGUGUUUUAGAGUGCAUGACCCUCCCCCUCUAUCACUCCCUGCCUGGGCCUGGGGUCCUUGGGGUCUGAGGCCCUGCACGCUGUGCUGGCUGCAUUGACCAAGAAUGAGGCUCCCCGGCCUGAGAUGGGAAGGAAGGAUUGGAUGCUGCUGCCCUCCUCCCCAUGUUCGCUUUGUAGGGACCAGCCUAUCUCUUCCAGCAAGGUCCUGCCAAGUUACUAUAGCAACCAGCAACUCCAGAGUACAAUAGACAAUGGCUCAGUGAGCCAGGUGUGGGGGGAGAGGGGUCUGGCCUGGUCAGAUGACCCGGAGUUAAGAGAGACAGGAAUGGAUGAAUGGCCUUGAAGGAGGUGGAGCGUUCCUGGUCCUCCCUCCUUCCAACCCUGCCGCCCCAUUUCUGUUUCCAUAAAGCUCCCACCUUGAACACUGACCCUUGGUGAAAACAACGCAAACCACAUCUGUAGACAACAGUGUUAUACUGAGCCUCAAAGACAGGUGGAUGAAAUCUAUUAGAGGAAGAGGUGUCUUCUGGUUUUGACUCCUAAAGAAGAGUAUCCUAGUCAGAUGAAAAUCAGAUUUAAAAAAAAAAGUUUUUAAAAAAGAAACCCAUGCUAUUUAAAUUGGAGCCCAGUUGUAACUUGGUAAAGGCAAGCUUCUGUACCUUUGUUAUAAUUAAUUGUAUACCUGUGUAUGUAAAUAUAAGGCAUUCCUAUUUUGCAGUUCAGAACAAAAAAAAAACCUAUUUGUAAUAUAGAAUAAAGUUUAUUAAAAAAUAAUAAAAAUGCAG